Cuscuta campestris is the source of this 1591-nucleotide messenger RNA. NCBI's taxonomy places the organism in Eukaryota, Viridiplantae, Streptophyta, Magnoliopsida, Solanales, Convolvulaceae. The record is from the annotation of a GenBank genome assembly.
AGGUGGCAUCCAAACAAAGAACAAGUUCGGAAGGGGUUACAAAACUUACGGUCUCUCCCUCCUUACGUUUUCUUCCGUUACUCCGUUAGUUUCUGCUGCUGGAUUCCCGUCCGUCGCCCGCCAACCAGCAAACGCAGCAACGGCGCCGAGCCGCUUGGAUGUCGCCGUCACCGACCGCCCCUCCUUCCCCUGUCGCACAGUAGAUUCGGCCGAACCAGGGCAGCGGCUAUCUCCCUUCGAUUCAAAAGUAGUUCUUCAAUUUCGAGGGCUACUAGAUCAAUAUAAACUAUAUAAUGCCUCGUAAGAUUGCAAAGCGUCAGCGAUUGUCGAGAUAUAGACCGUUUGGUUUCUCUCCAUUUGCUCAAUAUGUGGCCCAUCUUACCUCAUAUAACAAUGUCAAGCACAAGAUUUCUAAUGGACUGCAGGAAAAAAUAUUGCCCAACCCAUCAGGUAGUGGGGUUCUAAAUCAGACACCAGGAGGAGGCAAGAACAACCUGCAUUCUGAUUCCUCUGAUGAGGAAGAGUUUGAAGGUACUACUGUCCAAGCAGACUUUGAGUUCUUUGAUCCAAAGCCUGAUGACUUUCACGGGGUGAAGCUUCUCCUGCAGACCUAUCUCGACGAUAAACAGUGGGAUUUGAGUGGUUUCGUUGACUUAAUCUUGGGACAACCCAGUGUAGGGACUGUUGUUAAAAUAGCUGACGAUGAAGAUGAGGGAAUUUACUCUGUUAUCAGUGCCCUUAACUUGGGAAGAUAUAAGGAAAGUAAGUGUAUAGCGGAGCUGAAAAAUGUCCUUCUUAAAGCAUGCCAAGACCCUAAUGUGCACGCCAAAUUGAGCUCUCUGCUUGAAGAGCAAUCUAAGGAUGCCGGGCUCUUAGUUUCCCAACGUGUAGCGAAUCUUCCACCCCAACUUUUGCCUCCCCUUUAUGGUGCACUCUUUGAUGAAAUCUCUUGGGCUACAGAAGAUGAGCCAACAGAAGAGCUUCGGAAAUCUUUUUGCUUCAAGUCUUAUCUAGUGGUCACUAAAAUAUACAAGCAUAAGAAUGCAGAUAAAAAAGGGGUGCCAAGAAAAAGCAUAGACGAUGCUAUAAUAUAUGUGAAGCCUGAGGAGGAAAUCUUUCAUGAGCUAAGCUCUUGGUCAUUCACUUUUCCCGUGCACUCUCAGCUAGUCAGAGACAAUGAGCUAAAAGAUUACCGGAUGAGCGGUUUGGUGAUGGCAGUGGAAGCUAGCAGAAUAUCAAAAUUCCAGUCACAGUUACAGUCUCUAAUAGACGAUAAUUCAUGAUUUCCAUCCACAUUUCUCUAUAAGCUUUUAUGCUUUCUCUCCAGUUUGCUUGAUUAACACUAAGCUCCCUCUUCACUUAAGAGCAAACAUAAGUGGUUUGAUUAUCUGUAACUUGUAAGUGGUGAAGAAUUCCACCAAUUUUGAUCUCUGUAUUUGGAUGCUUAGAAAUACAUUUUGCAACAUUGCUAAAUUUGUGAACCUCAAUGUCUUGUUUUAUAUGUUGAAUGCUAUUUUUAUGUCCUAAAUUGACAUGUGAAAUUUCGAAUGAUAUUUGACUUCAUGUGAGCGAAUAUAAAUUUUGAACCAUA